AUGAGUAUCACUGAGAAUGGUCUUGUCUUGUCAUUAUCUCCUGCACCCUGAACAGGACUCCAUGCCCAGGAACUGCAGAUGCCCAACAGCAGCUCCAUCAGCGAGUUCCUCCUCCUGGCGUUGGCAGACACGCGGCAGCUGCAGCUCCUGCACUUCUGGCUCUUGCUGGGCAUCUACCUGGCUGCCCUCCUGGGCAACGGCCUCAUCAGCACAGCCGUAGCCUGCGACCACCGCCUGCACACCCCUAUGUACUUCUUCCUCCUCAACCUCGCCCUCCUCGACCUGGGCUGCAUCUCCACCACUCUCCCCAAAGCCAUGUCCAAUGCCCUCUGGCACACCAGGGCCAUCUCCUACGCAGGAUGUGCUACCCAGCUUUUUUUCUUUCUUUUCUUGUUUGGAGCAGAGUAUACCCUUCUCACAGUCAUGUCCUAUGACCGCUACGUUGCCAUCUGCAAGCCCCUGCACUACGGGACCCUGCUGGGCAGCAGAGCUUGUGCCACCAUGGCAGCAGCUGCCUGGGGCACUGGGCUUCUCCAUGCUUUGCUGCACACUGCCACUAUAUUUUCACUGCCUCUCUGCCAAGGCAAUGUUUUGGAUCAGUUUUUCUGUGAAAUCCCCCACAUCCUCAAGCUCUCCUGCUCUGGUGCUUACCUCAAGGAAUUUGGGCUUAUCAUAUUUAGUAUCUUAACCUUUUUUGGGUGUUUUGUCUUCAUUGUAGUGUCCUAUGUGCAGAUCUUCAGGGCUGUGCUGAGGUUGCCCUCUGAGCAGGGACAGCACAGAGCCUUCUCCACGUGCCUCUCUCACCUGGCCGUGGUUUCCCUGUUCAUCAGCACUUGCAUGUUUGCCUACCUGAAGCCCCCCUCCAUCUCCUCCCCAUUCCUGGACCUGGUGGUGGCCGUGUUAUACACAGUGGUACCUCCAGUCAUGAACCCCGUCAUCUAUAGCAUGAGGAACCAGGAGAUCAAGCAAGCUCUCAGGAAACUCUUAGGACAUAUAUUGCUUCAGCAUCAGUAA
Molecule: messenger RNA, 1014 nt
Organism: Gallus gallus (chicken)
Lineage: Eukaryota; Metazoa; Chordata; Aves; Galliformes; Phasianidae
Product: olfactory receptor 14J1-like
Exons: 1
Coding region: 79-1014 (311 amino acids)
Biological process (GO): G protein-coupled receptor signaling pathway
Cellular component (GO): membrane
Molecular function (GO): G protein-coupled receptor activity; olfactory receptor activity
Source: RefSeq, a predicted model, not a curated record